CUGGCGGUCCAGGCUGCUGGGAAAGGAAGAAGUCGUACUCCUUUAAACCCUGACACUCUACAUCUUUGUUUUAUGAUGGAAGAAGCAUCCUUGGGGAUUCAGAUGGAUGAGCCAAAGGCUUGUUCUCUCCAGUGUGACCGGCCCCAGGGUGAUAGCUCGUUAAAAAAAAAUGAGCAGAAUUGUAAACUUCCAGGUGUUAAAAAAGAUAUUGAGAAGCUUUAUGAAGCUGUACCACAGCUUGGUAAUUUGUUCAAGAUUAAGGACAAAAUUGGAGAAGGCACUUUCAGCUCUGUUUAUUUGGCUACAGCACAGUUACAGAUAGGAUCUGAAGAGAAAAUUGCUCUCAAACACUUAAUCCCAACAAGUCAUCCUGUAAGAAUUGCUGCUGAACUUCAGUGCCUUACAGUAGCUGGGGGGCAAGACAAUGUCAUGGGAAUAAAAUACUGCUUUAGGAAAAAUGAUCAUGUGGUUAUUGCUAUGCCAUAUCUGGAACAUGAGUCCUUUUUGGACAUUUUGAAGUCUCUUUCUUUUCAAGAAGUACGGGAAUAUAUGUUUAAUCUCUUCAAAGCUUUGAAACGCAUUCAUCAGUUUGGUAUUGUUCACCGUGAUGUUAAGCCCAGCAAUUUUUUAUAUAAUAGGCGUCUGAAGAAGUAUGCCUUGGUUGACUUUGGUUUGGCCCAAGGAACACAUGACACGAAAAUAGAGCUGCUCAGAUUUGUUCAGUCUGAAACUCAGCAAGAAAGUUCUUCACAAAAUAAGUCCUGUGUAAUCACAGGCAACACGAUUUCAUUGAGCGGCUUAGCACCUAAAGACCUGGAUCAGCAGCCUACCACAAAAACAUCUGUUAAAAGGCCGUAUACAAAUACACAAAUUCAGAUCAAACAAGGAAAAGAUGGAAAGGAGGGGUCUACAGGCCAUUCUGUCCAGCGCUCUGUUUUUGGAGAAAGAAAUUUCAAUAUACACAGCUCCAUUUCACCUGAGAGCCCUGCAGUGAAAAUUAUGAAGCAAUCCAAAACUGUGGAUAUACUAUCGAAAAAGUUACCAACAAAAAAAAAGAUCAUUUCAGCAAAAGUUGUGAGCAGUGAUGUGGUGAAGAAAACUGCCACUUCUUGCUCUCCUAAUCUGACCUGUGACUGUUAUGCAACAGAUAAAGUUUGCAGUAUAUGCCUUUCAAGGCGACAGCAAGUUGCCCCGAGGGCAGGUACACCAGGAUUCAGAGCACCAGAGGUCUUGACAAAGUGCCCCAAUCAAACAACAGCAAUUGACAUGUGGUCUGCAGGUGUCAUAUUCCUUUCUUUACUUAGUGGGCGAUACCCAUUCUAUAAAGCAAGUGAUGAUUUAACUGCUUUGGCUCAAAUUAUGACAGUUCGUGGAUCCAGGGAAACUAUCCAAGCAGCUGAGACUUUUGGUAAAUUAAUAUUAUGUAGCAAAGAAGUCCCAGCACAAGACUUAAGAAACCUUUGUGAGAGACUCCGGGGCAUAGAUUCUAAAAGUCCCAAGUUAACGAGUGAUACACAAGGGCUUACUUCUCCUGAUCCUGCCUUUUCAGAGAAGACCGACCAUAAAGCAGCUAACCUCAUACAAACACUUCAAUCACAGCACUCUAAAAAUCCACUGCUUAAAGGGGACAGUAAUGGCUGUGAGCGUCAUCUGGAGAAGGAAACUGAUUUAGAAGGUUGGGAUCAGGUACCUGAUGAAGCAUACGACCUGCUUGAUAAACUUCUAGAUCUAAAUCCAGCUUCAAGAAUAACAGCUGAAGGAGCUUUGUUGCAUCCAUUUUUUAAAGAUAUGAGCUUGUGA
Elephantulus edwardii (Cape elephant shrew) is the source of this 1800-nucleotide messenger RNA. RefSeq names its product cell division cycle 7 (gene CDC7). The coding region runs from base 73 to 1800 and encodes 575 amino acids. Gene Ontology annotation, molecular function: ATP binding; protein serine/threonine kinase activity. The transcript is spliced from 12 exons. NCBI's taxonomy places the organism in Eukaryota, Metazoa, Chordata, Mammalia, Macroscelidea, Macroscelididae. Gene Ontology annotation, cellular component: nucleus. Gene Ontology annotation, biological process: mitotic DNA damage checkpoint signaling; protein phosphorylation. The record is from RefSeq and is a predicted model, not a curated record.